This is a messenger RNA of Rotaria sordida, 1221 nucleotides long. NCBI's taxonomy places the organism in Eukaryota, Metazoa, Rotifera, Eurotatoria, Philodinida, Philodinidae. The record is from the annotation of a GenBank genome assembly.
AUGAAAGUAACUAGUCGAACAAGCCGUCGUUAUAUUACUCCAACUAUGAAAGAUACAUCUCGAACAAUUUCUUCAACGAAUGUCAAGCCGUGCAAUAUUCCAUCUAUUUCUCAUUCUUCACCGAAAAAAAUUCUUGAUAUAUCAAGAGCAAAAUUAAAUGAAGCAUUAACAUUAAAAAACUCUAUCGAUUGUUUUCAUCAUGAUGAAUUUCAAGUUCAAUCAGAACAUAAUUCAAUUAAUUCAGAUUUUUCAUGGUUACAUAAUACAAAAUUGUCAUUGAAUUUAGAUGAAUCAAAAAGUACGUCUUGUUUACAUGAAAAUCUUUCAGAAUCAAUUGAAAUGCUUCCAUCAAUUGAUAUUGAUCGAGAUUUAAAUAAACGAGCAUCUUUACUUCUCAAUCAAACAUUGAGUGCUUAUUCAUCUGAUACAGGACAUACAUCAAAUAUAGAUAAUGAUUCCACUAGAACAACAAUUAAUACUCGAAUUGUUGAAUAUAAAAUUAACAAUGGUGAAGAUGAUAUAUUAUAUCAAUGGCGUUUACGUCGUCGAUUAGUACAAGCAAGCAAUAAUGAACCAAUUAAUUUUUCAUCGAAAGUAUCAAAUCAAGCUAAUAUAUCUUCAGUUCGUUCAAUUAUUCCUUCAAAACCAAUUGAAAUACCAACUAUAACACCAUCUCCAAUUGUUUUACCAUCAUCACCAAUAACAAAUCAUGAAUCAAUCAUAACUCCAGUACCUAUUCGACAAUAUUCCGAAGCAUCGACUCAAACAAUACAAGAUGCUUGUAUUCAAACAUCUUUAACUCUUUCAACAAUACCAAGUAUUUCUAAUGAAAUAGAUCUUCUUCCAACACAUGAUGAUGAUGAUGAUGAUGAUGAUGAUCAACAUUUAUCUGUUUGUCAUCGUCCACCAAUUCGAUCUAAAUGUGAAAUAACACAAAUAUUAUCAUCACCAUUAUCUAUUAAACGACAUCAUCGUACUUUUCGUCCAGUUGUUCUUGUCGAACAUAAUAGUUUGAAUACAAUUCAAUCUUCACAAGAAAGUACAUUAACACAAGUUACAUCCAUUAUGAUUAAUGACAAUAAUAAUAUGAUUGCAAUAAAUGAAAUACAAGAUGAUGGAGAAGUUGAUGAUGAUAUAUUAAAUAUAUUAAAACAAAAAAGAAAUGAAUUAUUAAUUCAAUUUCGAGAAAUUGAACGAUGUUUAGCUAAUAUGAUUUCUUAA